CACAUCUGUAAACUGUUAUCAGUCGCCGAGCAAACGUGCGGCUUAUUGCACAGACGUUGGUAAUGAUUACCUGCUAUUUCUCUUAUUUAUGAUUUUAGCAUCUAUGCACCUAUAGUUGAAAACGAAUCGCAAUUGAUAACGCCAAUGCACUUUAUUAGUUCUGAAUGUGAACAUUGCUGACCAAGUCUGUAUAGAUAGCCAGCAAGCGGAACGUAACUAAUUCGCACAGCAAUAUUGGAUAUAUUUUAUACUAUCUAAUAUAAAAGUGUUAAUAUAAACUUAUUAAAACUAUUACCUUGCAAGUUCGCUUCCGAUAAAUAUCAAAAAUUUGUAAAUGUAUGUACACAAGUUUGAAUAUUGGUUUGGCGUAAUGAAUCGGACAAACUAACUAGCUCCGUAGUAGUCGUAUUGGACAUCAAAAUUUAUUUAAUUUUAUCUAUUAUUUAUGGCACUUAUUCACAGUUAACAUUUUCGGUAUGUGCUAAUUUACAAAUGCUUGCAAAUAUUAAAUUACGCGCACUUCAAAUAAAAUAACGCGCGAAAUGUCAAAUUGCACAUAUGACAGCAGUGUUGUGCAACGUCUUAAAUUUUAUAAAUUAAAUACUUCGUAAUAUCAAUUUUUAAUGUAAUUUUAUUUAAAUAAACUGAUUAUACACUUUUACAACAACAAGUAGAAUAAAAAAAAUUAAUAAAUCAAUUUUGUAGUUAUAGAGAUUCACAUAUAUGAUAUGUUAUUGCUAAUACUAAACCUAAAGAAGUAUCGACACAUCUCCCACGCGCAACAACACUAAAAAAUUAAUUAGUACUUACGGCAACUCCCGCCGGAACCGAAAAUAAAAAUCGGAUAGUAACAGUCAGUAGUAGUGUUUUUUCAGAUAAGUUACCUACUUUACACAUUGUAAAAUAAUAACGCAAUCAAAUUAAGCAUUAUAUUUGUUAAAUCACUUUACCAAACAACAAAGCAACAGUACUAUAAUCGUGCUUGCAAAUGUUUGCUUCUAAAAACCCAUAAAUUGUUAACAAAAAUCACGAAUCUUAUAAAUGAGAGUUUAACUAUCACACGUGCACGUGAUAAAAUCUGAAACUCCAUAAAUCAUCACAAAAUAAAAGGUGUGUUAAAUUGGUCUGUAGAUAUGCGCGUUGUUUUGAAAUUUAUUCGAAUCUAAUCAAUUUCAAUUGUGCCACUAUAUUGAUCGGCUACCAGAUUAGAUUUGUAAAGAUUCCCUUUGGACUAUAUAUAAUGAUGGCUUUCACACAGCUCAUUAGUGGGCCUUUCUUUGUGAUUAGUUGAACAUGGAGAUAUUACCAGCAAUACUUUGCAGCUUUAUAGCUAGCACAAUUGCCCACCCUUUACGCGAAAGUACGUUAGAUACAAUUGAAACGCGCAACAGUGGUGAUGUACGUUUUUAUCUGUACACCGCUUCAAAUCCUGAGGAACCACAAGAACUUCAUAUUAACGAUGCUAAUUCGGUGAAGAACUCGUACUUCGACAAAAGUCGUCAUACAAAAAUUAUAAUUCACGGUUGGACGGGUUCAUAUUUAACUACACCAAAUGGUCCACUACGACGUGCCUAUUUGGCUCAAGAGAAUUUUAAUAUAAUUUCUGUUGAUUGGAGUACUUAUGCUGCACUGAAUUAUAUAUCCUCACGUGCGAAGGUGCCCGUUGUAGGUGAAGAUAUCGCCGAUCUGUUGGAUUUUCUGCAUGAACAAUUUAACUUGAGUUAUGACAAAGUAGUUGUAGUGGGUCAUAGUUUGGGCGCACAUGUGGCAGGUUUCUGUGGUAAGACUGUGAAACGUGGAAGGAUUGCUGCUAUUGUUGGUUUGGAUCCAGCAUUUCCGCUUUACAACUAUAAUGAUCCAAGUACACGUUUAUCUAAAGACGAUGCCAAAUUCGUGCUCAGCAUUCAGACGAAUGGUAAUUUUAAAGGAUUCCCACAACCAAUUGGCUCAGCAGCAUUCUAUCCGAAUUGGGGGCUUAAACAACCUGGUUGCGGUGCCGACUUAAGUGGCACUUGUUCACACGGACGUAGUGUAAUAUUAUAUGCUGAAGCUUUGAGAGGUUACGCUUUCACGCCUAUAUACGAGUGUGCAAGCUAUGAUGACAUCACCUCAAAAACUGGUUGCAAUGAAAAUAUAACAGAUGUACAAGUUGGUGAUCCUUUGCAAGUUGCACAAAAGGCUGGCAUAUAUUAUUUCACAACAAACGCUGAGUCGCCCUUCGGAAUUCUGAGUGAUAAAAGUUUACAAAUGGAAAAUGUAGACUAUGUGGAGAAUGCUCCUGUCGUUUGAAAUAAAGUUUAACUUAUUAAUCUUUGUA
Messenger RNA from Zeugodacus cucurbitae (melon fly), 2317 nucleotides. Its product is annotated as phospholipase A1-like. Gene Ontology annotation, biological process: lipid metabolic process. Lineage: Eukaryota; Metazoa; Arthropoda; Insecta; Diptera; Tephritidae. Bases 1294 to 2289 code for a protein of 331 amino acids. Gene Ontology annotation, molecular function: lipase activity. The transcript has 3 exons. The record is from RefSeq and is a predicted model, not a curated record.